AUGCACAUGUCCGCCAUCCUCACGCCCACACUCCCGGCCUACCGCCCGCAGAACCUCCACUAUGGAAAGUUUGAAAACACGACCGACGCCGAGUGGGCCGUGCUCGGCAAGCACAAUCUCGCGUAUGCGGCGCCCUUCACGCUGUCCGUGUUGCCGGAGGAAGAAGAGGAUGACGGCGUGGUGGUGCAUGGCCCGCUGCUGUGCAAUGUGCCGAGCUACGAUGGGAGCUACUUCAGGAGGAAUUUCACGAUACUGGGCAGGGACGGGGAGUACGGGGGGUGGCUGAGGCUGGUUAUCAGGAACGAAACUAGCGGGAAUAGGGAGGUACUUGUGUGGAGGAAGCGAGAGUAG
Molecule: messenger RNA, 351 nt
Organism: Paraphaeosphaeria sporulosa
Lineage: Eukaryota; Fungi; Ascomycota; Dothideomycetes; Pleosporales; Didymosphaeriaceae
Exons: 1
Coding region: 1-351 (116 amino acids)
Source: RefSeq, a predicted model, not a curated record